UGGUUUGACACCUCUAAGCGACGCCAAUUUUUUCUAGAUUCAGUUCAUUUUUGUUUUGUGUGUUAUUGUUUAUAUAUGUAUGGCACUAUGCCGGAUGUCAUAUGCUGCAAAUGCGGAUCGCUUCCGCAUGGUUUGCCAUAUUGCAUUGGGGGCACUGGGCAAGAAUAUCAUUGCUUUUGCUGUCUGAAACCGCCACCACAAAAGUGCAUUUAUUGCAAUUCGUGGCGGGAUAUAGACCUGUGCGCCAUGCACACUGACUGCGUCCAGGGACAAUAUCAUGUUUUUGUGAGUACCGAGCCGUGGCCGCCAUUUCCAAGCGAAACACCCAACAUACCCGUCAUGCGAGCUCCAACUCCAGAGCUCCUAGUGCCAAUUCGCUUUGAUCCGGAGCAGGAGGUGCCAAUGUCGAGAACAGAGGUUGAAUACAAUGCUGAAAACUUUGCACACGAUCCGGAGGAAACGAUUGUGCUUGACGACGACUGUGCGUCCUCCGAGACUGAGGAUGUGAAACCCCCUCGGAAACCACUACAAGAGCCAGAUUGGUAUUCUGUCCAAGAGAUAAAGCAGUGGUACCGCUGCAUCCGCUGUAAUAAGGAAAAGAAGGCAAUGGCUGGGUGGAUUAAACAUGCCCAGAAGUGCGGGCAAGACCCAAAUAUAAAUGCUAAGAAAUUCUUCAUUUACAACCACAUCAAUGGAUGGUGUAACUACCAGGUGUUGGACUCCCGCUGGGACAUUCAUAGCAGCCCGAAAAUCGGCUCUUGCCGCAUCUGCCGUAACGCACGGGAACAUGGCAAUCCCCUUCCCUACAUGUCAAAGCCACCGACAAGACCCAACGAAAGCAAGCUGGCCGCACAGAGAUUGCGCAACCGACGUAUGAGAAAACAUCGCCGGAUGACACGUCUUUUCAGUCCGUCACGCAAUUUAGAAACAUAAAGAGUCACGCAUCCUCAGCCUUAAUACUUAAGAUAGUUUAAGACCACCAAUGUGAGUAUAAUUCCAAAUUGUGAUCUCACAAACGUACAAAAUAUCCAAAGAACGACGAACUUGCCAUGCUGUUUCACGCAUCCUUGGCACACCGAAAGCCCAGAUUCCCGGCCGAGCUGUCCUCGGUGUUUUGCGAACGGGCCGCACAGCGGUAGCGGAAGCAGUAGGACUUGUGACACAAGUAUGAGCCGCCCUUUUUCACGCGAUUUGGACUCUCGCCGACGUCGUUCGUGUCCCACAAGUCCGCAGUCCAUUCCCAGACAUUGCCCACCAUAUUGUAGAGGUCGUACACAUUCUGGCGGAACCUGUCCACCGGGCAGGUGCCCUCGUAUCCAUCGUCAGCCGUGUUGCCAUCUGGAAAGUCACCCUGCCAGAUGUUCAGCCAGUGCUGCUCCUUGGGCAUCAGCUUGUUGCCCCACGGAAAGAGUUUGCGUUGCUUGCCCCCUCGGCAGGCCGCCUCCCACUCUGCUUCGCUGGGCAGACGCUUACCGGCCCAGGUGCAGUAGGCAACAGCAUCGCGCCAGGACACAUGCACCACGGGAUGCUGCUCGAGACCUACGUACAAACGGAAACAGAUGACAUCAAGAUGGCUGAAAGUUAAUAAUUUAAGACUUCACCGUUCAGGUUGGUGUCGACGCCGUUGGGAUUUCGCCAGCCAACACCACUGACCUUGUACCACCAGGGCGCACUAGCCACGCGGUAGUCCUCGAGACGCUUCUGCUCUGCCGCACUGAGCAGUGUCUUGAACAGGAAGCUAUCGCCAAACCGUUCCGCUUCAGUCGUGUAGUUGGUGGCCGACACAAACUCCUCAAACUUGGCGUUGGACACUUCGUGCUUGUCCAAGUAGAAGUCCUUCAGUUUAACCAAACGCUCGGGCGACUCCCGGUCCGCCUGGAAGUGAGGGUUGUCGGUGCCAAUGUGUACGCUUCCACCGGGUAUCAGAGACAUGCCCUCGAUCUCGGGCUCCGGCUCAGCAUAGUAGUCACGAUAGUGCUUGUUCGUAUUUCGAGCCUGUUGCUGGCACACUUGAUCCGACGCCUCCACGACAGUCGCGUCUCUGUCCAGCUUGUUGCAGCCGCAGUCGCCAUUAAUGCCAGUAAGGAAAAUGAUCAGGAGCAGGCCAUGAAAUGAUGCUAAUGUUUUCAUUUUUAUGGAAUUUCCACUGUAUCGAUAUGUACGCGAUAUAUUUGGAUAUACCAAACCAUCGAUUAUUCAAAAUACUAGACGCUGAGACAGAUACCACAUCUCUGGCAUCUGCAGUAAAUUUAAACGAAUAACGGAAUUGGCCAUAGACGAAGUAGACUAAAUUUUUUUUUUUGUAAUUAAUGUUUAAUUUUUGUAUAAUUGUACGAAACAAGUAUGUGAACGAGCUCAAUGGGUAUGUGGAAAAUAAAGAUAAAAACAAUUUGCCCAGAGAAAUCAUCUGCAGCAGCAGGUC
Messenger RNA from Drosophila obscura, 2422 nucleotides. RefSeq lists its product as uncharacterized. NCBI's taxonomy places the organism in Eukaryota, Metazoa, Arthropoda, Insecta, Diptera, Drosophilidae. The transcript has 2 exons. Bases 76 to 933 code for a protein of 285 amino acids. The record is from RefSeq and is a predicted model, not a curated record.